Messenger RNA from Cavenderia fasciculata, 465 nucleotides. RefSeq lists its product as uncharacterized. NCBI's taxonomy places the organism in Eukaryota, Evosea, Eumycetozoa, Acytosteliales, Cavenderiaceae. The transcript has a single exon. Gene Ontology annotation, molecular function: carbon-sulfur lyase activity. The record is from RefSeq and is a predicted model, not a curated record. The coding region runs from base 1 to 465 and encodes 154 amino acids.
AUGGAAUCAUCAAGACCAAAAGAAUUAGCAACACGUAAACCAGAAUUAUUCAAGGAAGGAGUACAAACAUAUCACGGUAGUUGUCAUUGUGGAGCAGUUAAAUUUGAAGUAGAUUUAGACCUUCAAUACGCAAAGACCAAUAGAUGCAAUUGUUCGUUCUGUGCAAAGGCUAGACAAUGGGGUAUCGUUGUUAAACCAGAACAAUUCAGAUUGGUUGCAGGUGCUGAUAAUCUAUCGGUCUAUCGGUUUGGUUCAAAGUCUGGUGACCAUUGCUCAUGUAAAACUUGUGCCAUCAAGACUCACGGCACCGGAUAUGUAGAGCAAUUGGGAGGAGCCUUUGUAGGAGCCAUCAUUGCAUGUAUUGACGAUCUUUCUGAAGAACAAAAGGAUUCUUUAAUCUAUUCUCAUUCAAAUGGAAAGGAUGAUCUUUGGUGGGAAGAACCAAAAUUCAAAAAUCAUUUAUAA